GUUCCCUCCUCCCUUAUCAUUCGCGUGCAUCUUUCUCGCAUAUUAAGCGCUGAAACCGACGUAUACCCCUGUCCCCAUUUCCUCUCUCUCUUGCCUGUCUUGUCUAUUCUCACUUUCUCUCUCUCUGCUCCAUUACAGUGCUCUGUCUUCUCCCCACCACCGCACUCUCUCUCUCUAAAAGAUAUUAUCAUAUCGUAUCACACAUUCACAUCCUAUCAUCAUUCAUCGUCAUCGACAUGUCAUCCCCACUGCUUCUUCUCUUCUCCCUCUCUCGUUUCCCUCUUGACGGCGCCGUUUCGUUCUCCAGAAGAUGCUUCUGCGUACUUCGCGCUGCUACUCUAUGAGUAUUCCCACUUCUUCUCCUUCGGUUUUUUCCACCUGGAGGUAUUGUGCUGCAUAUCGUGGUUGCUUUGUAACGAAGGGCAGAAAUUGAUACAUUUGGCCAACUCUAUUUGGUGAUUUGUUGUCGCUGUUCUGAAAAUCUGAGACAUGAUGAGUUCAAGUUUCAAGACAUGGGCUGUGGGAUUUGCACUUGGAAAUGAAGGAGAGGCAACGUUGGAGAGCUGAAGAGGAUGCUUUAUUAUGUUCUUAUGUCAAACAGUAUGGUCCUAGGGAAUGGAAUCUUGUGUCUCAGCGCAUGAACACACCUCUUAACAGGGAUGCAAAGUCGUGCUUGGAAAGGUGGAAGAACUACCUCAAGCCUGACAUAAAAAAAGGUUCUCUUACCGAAGAAGAGCAGCGUCUUGUCAUCCGCCUUCAAGCAAAAUACGGGAACAAAUGGAAGAAAAUCGCUGCAGAAGUCCCAGGGCGCACUGCUAAGCGGUUAGGCAAGUGGUGGGAAGUCUUCAAAGAGAAGCAGCAGAGAGAGAAAAAGGAUGUCAAUAGAAUCUCCGACCCAAUUAACAAUAGUAAGUACGAGCACAUACUUGAGAGUUUUGCAGAGAAACUAGUGAAGGAACGCCCUUCACCAUCAUUUUUAAUGGCUGCUUCCAAUGGGGCAUUUCUGCACACCGAUACACCAGCACCUGCAUCAUCCUUGCUUCCUUCUUGGCUUUCUAAUUCUAGUAGUCCUGCCGCUGAUGGGCCAAGUUCCCUUUCGGUGACACUAAGUCUUUCUUCCUCAAUGGUGAUCGCGCCUCCAUUUUCAUGGUUGCCACCCAAGAGAGGACCAGACAAUGCUCCUUUUGUUUUGGGGAAUGCAGCAGCACUUCAGGGAGUUAUUCCAACUCUAAGUGAUAACAUGCUUAUGUCUCAGAUGGUGGAGCACCGUAAAGAGUUGGAAGAGGGGCAUCGUGCUUUGGGCACACACAAGAAGGAGGCAGCUUGGAGGUUAAGUCGGGUGGAGUUGCAGUUGGAGUCAGAGAAGACAAACCGAAGAAGGGAGAAGAUUGAAGAAUUUGAAGCAAAAAUUAAAGCUCUUCAAGAAGAGGAGCUAGCUGCUUUGGGUAGAAUUGAAGCAGAAUACAGAGAACAGUUAGAUGCAUUAAGGAGAGAUGCUGAAAACAAGGAGCAAAAGUUGGCAGAACAAUGGGCUGCAAAGCAUUUGCGGCUUACUAGGUUACUAGAGCAAUUAGGGUGCAGAGCAGGGCUCCCUUAGCCAAAUGCAAGAUGAAGAUAUCUUUUGGCAAAAUGGAUAUUGGUGCUCUUAUGACUUGAAUGAUAUGCAGUUUGUGAUCUUGGUAUAUUUUUAUUAUAGAUGUGUAUGAAUGUCCUAUCUAUUCAUACAACUUGAGUAACUUCUCUUAGAAGUUGAAUUACAUGGAUAUAGUAUAACAUCCAAGUUUAUGAACUUAGUUAUAUUUCUGAACAUGCAUGUCCCCAAAUUCUUUUCUUGGAGUGGCAUUAGCUGAACGGCUAUAUGUAUGUAAUAUUCAAGUAUUACUAUGAGACUACCAUAACUACGUUGCACAAUAAUGAGAUUGAGUUAAA
Molecule: messenger RNA, 1929 nt
Organism: Glycine soja
Lineage: Eukaryota; Viridiplantae; Streptophyta; Magnoliopsida; Fabales; Fabaceae
Product: transcription factor AS1-like
Exons: 3
Coding region: 539-1597 (352 amino acids)
Source: RefSeq, a predicted model, not a curated record